AUGGAUUCAAAAGAAUAUAGAGAGACUGCCAAGUCAGUCAUUGACGAACUUGCCGAUUACCACGACAACAUAUCCGACCUCCGAGUUGUUUCCAAUGUCGAGCCCGGCUACCUGCGCGAAUUACUCCCCGACGCUGCUCCCGUCGAAGGCGAGCCGUUCGACAAUAUCCGAGCCGAUAUCAAAGACAAGAUCAUGCCUGGUCUAACCCACUGGCGCAACCCGCGCUUCCUGGCCUUCUUCACCUGCAGCAACAGCUUCCCCGCCAACAUUGCCGAGAUGUACUCGAAUGCCUUCAACGGCGCCCACUUCAACUGGAUCUGCAGCCCCGCCGUCACCGAGCUCGAGACCAUUGUCAUGGACUGGCUGGCCAAGGCUAUUGCCCUACCCAAAUGCUAUCUCAGCUACGGCCCAACACGAGGCGGCGGUGUCCUACACGGCAGCGCCAGCGAAGCCAUCCUCACCUGCAUGGUUGCUGCCCGCGACAAGUUCACCAAUGAGAUGCUCGCAGACAUGCCCGAGGGCGAGGAAAAAGAAGAGGAGCUCUGGCGCAUUCGCAGCAAGAUGGUUGCCCUCGGCAGCGCCGGAACACACUCGAGCACGCAGAAGGCUGCGCAAGUUAUUGGCGUCCGCUUUGACACCAUCCCCAUUGACGUGGAAGCUGGCUACGGCCUGACAGGCGAGGCUCUCAUUGCCAAGGUCGACGCACUCAAGGCUCGUGGUCUAUACCCCUUCUAUGUGACUGCCACGCUGGGCACCACCGACGUCUGCGCUAUUGACGACUUUGAAGGCAUUGCCAACACGCUGCGAGAGCGUGCCAACGGCGGCAAGACUGGCGAGAUCUGGGUGCAUGUGGACGCUGCGUACGCCGGCUCUGCGCUGCUGCUCGAGGAGAACCAGCACUACACAAAGGCUUUUGAGCACUUCCACUCGUUCAACUUCAACCCGCACAAGUGGAUGCUGACCACGUUUGACUGCUCGGCGGUCUGGAUCAAGAACCGCAAGUGGUUCGUCGAUGCCCUCGGCAUCAACCUCCACGUUCUCAAGAACAACUACAGUGAUGAUGGCAAGGUCAUUGACUACCGUGACUGGCAGAUUCCUCUCGGCCGCCGCUUCCGCUCCCUCAAGCUGUGGUUUGUCAUGCGCAGCUACGGUAUCAGCGGCCUGCAGGCACAUAUCCGCAGCGGCGUAGCGCUCGCUGAGAGCCUGGAAACUAAGCUUCGAUCACGACCUGAUCUCUUCACCAUCUUCACAAAGGCCAUCUUUGGCCUCGUCACCUUCAGAUUGCAAGGUGAGACGGAGGAGCAGAUCAAUGCUGCUACAGAGGCCCUCUACCUUAAGGUUAACAAGGAUGGAGAGUUCUACUGGACAAGCACAAAGGUUAACGGCAAAUUUGCCAUCCGAGUCACAACAUCAACACCAAGCACACAAGAACAGCACAUGCAGCAGUUGUUCGAUUUGCUGGUUCGUGAUGCCACUCCACUAGUCACAGCAAAGACAAAUGGCACCAAGUAA
This is a messenger RNA of [Torrubiella] hemipterigena, 1512 nucleotides long. The record is from the annotation of a GenBank genome assembly. NCBI's taxonomy places the organism in Eukaryota, Fungi, Ascomycota, Sordariomycetes, Hypocreales, Clavicipitaceae.